CAGUUUAUUAUGCUGACAUACAUCUUUAUGUUGGCCUGGCUUGGUGUUACAGCUUUCACUUCUCUGCCUGUUUACAUGUACUUCAAUCUGUGGACCAUUUGCCGAAACGCCACUGUAGUGGAUGGAGCUAAUCUCUGCUUGGAUCUUCGCCAAUAUGGUAUUGUAACUAUUGGAGAGGAAAAGAAGGUUUGCACCACAUCAGAAAGUUUCAUCAAGAUGUGUGACUCCAAUGAGCUAAACAUGACAUUCCACUUGUUCAUUGUGGCACUUGCCGGAGCUGGAGCGGCAGUCAUUGCUAUGGUCCACUAUCUCAUGGUCUUGUCUGCCAACUGGGCAUAUGUGAAAGAUGCUUGCCGAAUGCAAAAAUACGAGGAUAUUAAAUCAAAGGAGGAACAAGAGCUUCAUGAUAUUCAUUCUACUCGCUCUAAAGAGCGGCUCAAUGCUUACACAUAAAAGAAACCUUGUCUUACUUUCUAACAUGUGAAUGCUUUGUUGUUUAACUAAAGGCCAUCCAACCAUUUUAAAAAUAAUUGAAAGUGCUUCUCACAAAAGUUAGUUUGGGUGACUUACAUAUCACCCAUGUACAAUUCCUGGUUGUCUAGCACUUGGUUUCUUAAUUAGUUCUUACUUUGUGUGACCAUUCUCUACCACAAAACUCCUAAAUAGCCUUUCCUGAAUCCUUUUAAGCUAAUUAGUUCUGCUAGAUCAAGGAUACUAAACUAUUGUCAAAUACAAAUAUGUGUUUGAUUUUUUUAAUCACUUUGUAUGUGUUAUGCAUAACACCUUUUGCAUUGUUUCUUAUAUGUUUUUGGAAAAAAAGUAGCUUUUUAUACUUUUUAGUUUUGAGUUCAAUAACUACUUUAACUACAGGUAUACUUCAAAGGGACCAUUGUACAUGAUGUACAAUAUAUAAAGAAAACAUUCUGAUGACUUUCCUUUAUAUUUGGAAAACUUGCCAGAUGGACCCUAUUCAACUUGAAUGAAGGGCCUAAGAACGUUUUAAACAAUCAAAGGUGCAAUUUCUAAAUUUGUAAUAGUGGGUAAAAAAAAAAGAAAAAAAAAGAGAAAAAAGAAAAAAAGAAAAAAAAAAAAGAAAAAAGUGCUUCUUAUCUUUGUUAACAUUGUAUUAUUAUUGAUGUUUUUAAAGAAUAUUCUCUUGUUCCAAGUUCCAUGGGUGAUAAUUCCUGUUUGUAUUGUGAGCAUGCAGACCGUGGUGCUAACAAUGCAUGGCCACUUGCCUUUUGAAGAAAUUCAAUACCACGGCUACCUGUUAAAGAGUUAUGGUAUAUAGACAACUGUUAAUUAAGUGAUAUAGUUCUCCAUAGUUUUUUACAGAAAGGUCUCUCUUUAAUUCAAUGAUGGUAUGCUAAAUUGGAGCUGUUCAUGUGAUGAUGUAAGAAAUUACUGCUUAGCUACAUUUAUGAAAGUAAUAUAUCAAAAAUACGGUGACCGUAGGAGUCAGAUGUCUUUUUACCUGCUUUAAAAAUUUAAAUGGAUUGCACCUGUCUGAACUGUAAAAGAUAUAUUAAAGGAGACUUCCAUAAAUGUUAUAGCUUGGCUUCCAGCUUUCCUACACAUAUUGGUUUACCUGUAUAAUGUUAAAGUAAGGUGAAAGACCACUACAGAGCUUAUUAUUUGAAAUUGUAGUAAUAUAUUUGAACCUUUAUUUUGAAAGGAAAACAUUAUCAGAAAGAUAGGUCAUCUUAAUUUGAAAGAAUUACCUGUAUCAAAAACAAAACAAAAACCCCUAUUUAAGAAAAGUCAGUAUUAUCGGACCAAAUUUGGUGGAUUUUUUUUUUUUUGCCUAUUUCUAAUGCUACAAGAAUGCUGUAAAGUGUCUUUUAAAGUGAUGUAGCCUGACAAGACAUUUUUGUCAGUGUUAAAAAUCUUAGGUAGUUUUGUGCACUUAUUGGACCAUUGUGAAUUCUCUCUCAGUGUAAGUGCAUUUCUAAUAAAACUUCUUGAGUAAAACUCUUCUUUGUACUAUUACUAGUCAUGCAUCAUUUUUAACAACACUUGUAGUAAGUAGAGGGUAAUACUAUAGUUACUUGUGGCAUGAUAAUGCAUUAAGUAGUAUUAGUUGAUUGAUUUUUUUUUUCUUUUUCUUUUCUUUUGCUUGUUUUUGGGGUUUUUUGGUUGUGUUUUUGAUUUGGGGUUUUGGUUUGGGGUUUUUUUUGACACUUAGGCUGUCCUACGGGGUCAACAGUUUUCUGAUAAUGUGCAGUACCGAUAUUACAGUUCUGCAAAAAGUAUUAGGAACCUCUUUUGGAUUCUAUAUUGUAGUGUUUCAGUUUUGUGUCUUAAAACGUUUGUGCUGAUUUUUAAAACUAUGUCUUUUAAACUCAUGUAAUGAUGUUAAUGCUUUUGGCUCUUCUCUGGUAUUAGAGUUUGUAUUUUCACAAAGAAUGCUUUGUAGCAGGCAUUACAAUUAAUCUGUUUUGUACAUAAAUGUGCCAACAGCUUGAUGGUGGCGUUUUUGAAAUGUAGAACAAAGUGCUUGCAAAAAUGUAAUAAACACACUUGUGUACUUUG
Molecule: messenger RNA, 2532 nt
Organism: Phaethon lepturus (White-tailed tropicbird)
Lineage: Eukaryota; Metazoa; Chordata; Aves; Phaethontiformes; Phaethontidae
Gene: GPM6A
Product: glycoprotein M6A
Exons: 4
Coding region: 10-453 (147 amino acids)
Biological process (GO): neuron projection development
Cellular component (GO): filopodium; neuronal cell body; axonal growth cone
Source: RefSeq, a predicted model, not a curated record